This is a messenger RNA of Larimichthys crocea (large yellow croaker), 2551 nucleotides long. It is a transcript of the gene ccdc61, whose product is annotated as coiled-coil domain containing 61. The transcript has 13 exons. The record is from RefSeq and is a predicted model, not a curated record. Gene Ontology annotation, cellular component: ciliary basal body. The coding region runs from base 269 to 1813 and encodes 514 amino acids. NCBI's taxonomy places the organism in Eukaryota, Metazoa, Chordata, Actinopteri, Sciaenidae.
AGAGCCAGCAGACGCUGCUCAAAGUAAAGAAGAAGAAUUUAACGGUUCCCGGUCGUUGACCCGCCUCGGGGCUGCACGGUGCCGGUGAUCGGUGCGUUUGUUUCGGGGCUGUUCGUACCGGAGCGAGCGGCUGACCUCCAGCCUGGAAGCUAUUUCAGUUACUACACCGCGAGCUAACGCCGCCGCUAUGCUCCUCCAACGGUCGGCUACGUGUUGACAACGCGUCUCGUUAAGGAUAAAACCAACUGCAAACCGAAGACCCAGAGCGAUGGAGGAGGGCUCUGAGGUGAUGGAGGAUAUUGUCUUUCGAGGAGUGGAGUUCUCCGUGAAGAUCGAGGUGGACAAGGGUCUGCUGAUUGUGGAAAUCUCAGACUCUGCGACGGCAGAUCAGUGGAGGGGCGACUUCGAUCCAGCAUACAUCGAGGAUCUCACUCGCAAAACUGGCAACUUCAAGCAGUUUCCCAUUUUCUGUAGUAUGUUGGAGUCGGCUGUUAGAAAGGCGAGUGACUCCGUUGCUCUGGACCUCCUGACCUACGCUGACCUGGAGCUGCUACGUAACAGGAAAGCAGGAGUGGUCAGUCGUCCUCGCGGCCAUCAGCAGUCGUCUGCGCUCACUGCCAAAAGAUAUCUCAUCCUCAUAUACACCGUGGAGUUUGACAGGAUACACUACCCUUUACCUCUGCCCUACGUGGGUAAACCGGACCCGGCCGCCCUGCAGAAGGAAGUGAGAGCUCUGAGAGCUGAGCUCAGCACGGUGACCACUCAUGGAGUUAACAAGUCUGCAGAGCUAGAGAUACAACGGCUACGAACAGAGCUGGCUCUGAUGAAACAAGAGAAGGAAGCCAUGGCUAAGCUUCUGGAGCGGCUGCAGAUCAGCGGAGGUGGUUCCACGCCUGGACGAGACGACUGGAGGGUCAAAGAUGUCGUGAGGACGCUGGAGGAGCAGCUUGUAAAGGAGAGAGCCAAAAGUCAACGCUCGGCGAGCAAGAGGUGCCAGGAGCAGCGACUCCUGAUUGAGCAGUUGGAGGAGCUGAGAGCGUCAGAGUGUGCUCUCCGGGUUCGUGUCAAGAGUCUCACCAAUGAGUUGGCGUUACUACGGCGAGGGUUAGACAAUCUAAGCGUCCGAGUGACUCCCGUGUCCGCUCACGUCAGCUCUCGAGUCGACGGGGAAAUCUAUCGUUCGCUCUCCCGCGAGAGGAGGACGGGGUAUGGCACGGUCAGGGCUCGCUCGGGAUCCAGAGAACGGAUGGAGGAAAGAGGUCAGAGGUCGGAGGAAAGAGGAAGAAGAGCGGACUCCUCGGGAUCGCGUGCUCGCAUUCGCAGGCCGUCACCAUCUCCCACCGGAACAAGGGGGCCUCGCUUUGACCCGACCGCUUACAUCCAGGACAGACAGCGCAGGCAGAAAGAGGCAGAACUCAAAAAACAGAGGAAGGUACGGCGGGACCUGAACUCACCCGUUGUCCUUGAGAGGGGACGUUCACGUUCCAGAGAGGCCUAUCCUCAGAUGGCCCGGACUGGCAGCAGAGGCAGGAGUUUAUCCGUGGAGCGGAGAGGGAGCAGGAACUCCUCAGAGAGCUCGUUAGUGGAUAUGGAGGAAAUGGCCAAAACUCUGUUCAGAGGAAGGAAACAGACUUAUAAUGGACCCAGUGUGUCUAGAGGAGGCCUUUUGACCAGGAAGCCAUUAUGCAGUACUCCGUCACACAGAAUGAAAGACAAAGACAGCUCCGUGGAUACGGGUACUGAGCUGUCGGAGAUCGAUGCCAGGCUGCAGGCGCUUCAGGAAUACAUGAGGGACCUGGAUACAGGACACUAACGACACAACGCUCGUGGAUAUGAUCCCUGACGAGUGCGCGGCUCAGACUGAGGAAGAAAUGAAGCUUCAAACAUGAGCGAUGGGUUUAACUGUGUACGUCAUUGUAAGAGACUAAAACUCCUUCUGGACGGUCAGACCUCCAGGACUUCAGGAAACUACAGCCAUCACUGUGAAGGACAACUUUUUUUUUUUUUUAAACAUGUUUUUAUUAAUUAACUUAAUAUGACUGUCUGAGUGUGGUAGGGUUUUGGUUUUUUGUUUUUUUUACAACAAACAAACUAAACAUGUUUGGCGGCACCUUCGCCUGUGAAGUCAUUUUAUUCUAACAUGUCCGUGGAUGCAAAUGUGUUUGUGAUAAUAGUAAAUGUCAUCCCAGUCAAAGUCUGCAUUUUCAGUCCGUAUGUUCCCUUUCCUGCUCGACCCUGAACUCAACAUAUCACUUAAUUUGCAUUAAAAUGUAAAAGUUUUCUACUGUUUGAGCCUAAAUGGACCCACUUUCCCUUUGAGGUUAAACCCCAAACUUUUGUUACGGGAACGACACUCCUCGUGAAAGAUAAAUCACUUUGGACAGACUGUGGAUGUUGGUAUUUAUGUGUACACUCAUCCAUCCAUCACUUUAUGAUGGUCAACCUGCCAAAUUUUGUAUGAAAUUGCUCUUUGUGUGUGCCCAAAGACUGUUACUCUAUUUUUCCCCUCUGUUUUUUAUACCACCUAAAAAUAUAAUUUAUAAGAAACCUC